Aureobasidium vineae is the source of this 2309-nucleotide messenger RNA. The record is from the annotation of a GenBank genome assembly. NCBI's taxonomy places the organism in Eukaryota, Fungi, Ascomycota, Dothideomycetes, Dothideales, Saccotheciaceae.
CGAGCAAGCGCAAUAAAGACAGCAUGGCGCCCGACAGGGGCUUGCCCGACAAUCACGACGACAUGGACGCNUCCCCGGACGCUGCUUCGAUCCUCUCGUCGCGUGCCCAGCAGCCGCAGAACUUCACCCUCCGCUCGCUGCUCCUCGGACUGGCCAUCGGCACUGUCAUCUGCUUCUCCAACACGUACUUUGGCCUGCAGACAGGAUGGGUCUCGAGCAUGGCCAUGCCGAGCGCUCUGCUGGGCUUUGCCUGGUUCAAGGCCGUCUCGAGGACCUUAUCUUAUCCCUUCACACCCGUCGAGAAUGUCCUGGUUCAAUCUGUCGCUGGCUCUGUAGGUACGAUGCCUCUGGGUUGUGGCUUUGUUGGUGUCAUUCCGGCUCUCGAGUACCUACUCAAGCCCAAUGAGACCCAGGGUGAAGGCACUGGUGUCCAUCUGUCGCUGCUCAAACUUAUAGUCUGGGCCGUGGGUAUCUGCUUCUUCGGCGUCGUCUUUGCCGUGCCAUUGCGAAGGCAAGUCAUCAUCCGUGAGAAGCUCAAGUUUCCNUCUGGUACAGCCACUGCCCUCAUGAUUGGGGUACUCCACGGAGGCGAGAAAGAUGCCAGGAUUGUUGAUAUGGACAACGAGAACGAACACCACGGCAGCAGCCACGGACAAGUCGAAGAGGAGGAACAGAGGCUCAUCGCGAGCGCACCAACACAUCGUCGGAGACAACAACAAUCCGCUGCAUCCGAGUCUGAUGAUGUCGAGGCUUUGGACAAGGACAAUCAUGCCGAUUGGAGAGCCAGAAUCAAGCUCCUGACUAUUUCAUUUGGUAUCUCUGCCAUCUAUGUACGUAUCCACUGCAGUCAUCAACUUCUGAUAUCUUUGCAACAAUCUAUGAAGUCUAUUCGUGAGCUCAUGUGUAUUCUCAGNACCCUCUUGUCCUACUUUGUUCCUCAUAUUCGCGACAUUCCUUUCUUGGGCAUGUACCUAGCAAAAGAAUGGCUCUGGACACUCAACCCUUCGCCUGCUUACAUUGGCCAAGGUAUAAUCAUGGGCCCUGCCACCACCCUACACAUGCUUCUAGGUGCCAUCCUUGGUUGGGGCAUUCUAUCUCCCCUCUCAAAAGCCAGAGGGUGGGCACCAGGUGCUGUAGAUGAUUGGGAGAAAGGCAGCAAAGGCUGGAUCGUAUGGGUCAGUCUCGCCAUCAUGCUUGCAGACUCAAUCGUUAGCCUCGGCUGGUUGGUUCUGCGUCCAACAAUACAGCUUGCUCGAGUCUUUGGUCCACGAGCAAAGGACAGCGUCGCUCGUGGUACCUGGAAAGAGGACCUUCGCAACUUUGCUCACCCUCACAUGCGAGGUUACAGCCCAGUCAAUCUCAACGAGCCUGAUCACGACUCACCCGAAGCCGACGGUUUGAUCUCUGGAGCCACGCAAUCAAGGAAGACUGCUCAGGACGCACCAGAGCCCGAUGCCCCACCUGAGCAUCUGAUCAGCAACAAGGUCACCUUGAUUGGCCUCGUUCUAUCUUUGGCUGCUUGCGCGGGUGCAGUCCAUUUCGCUUUUGCAAACCUCAUCCCUUUCGCUCUUACCCUUCUGGCACUAGUGCUCGCUCUUCUGCUGUCGAUCAUGGGCGUCCGCGCCUUGGGAGAGACAGAUCUGAACCCUGUAUCUGGCAUCUCGAAGCUAACACAGUUGUUCUUUGCUCUGGUCACUCCCUCAGGCUCGCCUAAUGCGGUAAUUGUCAACCUUAUCGCCGGCGCCAUUAGUGAGUCCGGCGCACUGCAAGCGGGAGAUCUUCUCCAAGAUCUCAAAACCGGGCAUCUGCUCGGCGCAAGCCCGAAAGCGCAAUUCUGGGGCCAAAUUAUUGGAAGUGCUUUUGGUGCUGUGAUCAGUGCUUGUAUCUACAAGCUUUAUACCCGGGUCUAUGAAGUCCCUGGAGGCAUGUUCCAGGUACCCACGGCUUAUGUUUGGGUAUUCACCGCACGUCUUGUCACUGGACAGGGUUUACCUCCCAUGGUAGGCGAAUGGGCAGCAGGAGCGGCCGCAGUGUUCGCCGUCUUGACAGCGUUGCGGAUCUACGGCAAUUCGACAGGAGCAAAGUGGACUCCCUUUGUUCCCGGAGGAAUCGCCGUCGCGGUCGGCAUGUACAAUACCCCAUCUUUCACCAUGGCACGGACGAUCGGUGGAUUGGUAAACUGGUACUGGCGCAACUGGCGCAAGGAGUCGGAAACGCCAAUUAUCAUUCUGGCCAGUGGACUUAUCCUAGGCGAAGGACUGUUUAGUAUCGUCAAUCUUGGUCUAGCAUCUCUACAGGUACCGCACUUG